AUGGGAAAGCAAGAGGUGUAUUUCACGAAUUGCCAGAUAUUGAUACAGUCACAAACACACGAGUAUAGUUUAUCGCAGCUUAGAUUACAAAAAGAUCAGAACAUUCGAGAUGUGUCUCAGAAAGUUAACAGACUGUCAAGACUAUCCUAUCCAGAGUUAAGUAAUGACAUAAGAGAAAAGUUUGCAGUAAAACAUUUAAUUAAUGCUAUUGGUAAUAAAGACAUCAUGUUCUAUGUAAAAGACAAAGAACCGAGAACAUUAGAUGAAAUCGUUCAGAUAGUUCAAGAUAAUGACGAGUUUGAUGACAAGAAAUCCAAUGUUGUUAAACAAGAUGAUCCAAUUACAAAUAUGAAUAACAGAAUAGAAAAUUUGUUCAGCAAUAUUGAUGAGAUUAAACGAGAUAAGUUUGAAAACAGAAAUAACAGUCAGAGAAAAGAUUUUAACAAUAAGUUUGGAAAUAAUAAUUUCAUCAGAAACAACAGUGCGAUUGACCAAAGAAAAAGUAGUUACCAGCAAAAUAAUAGAAACUUCAGUCAAGCGAACACUAAUAACUUCAGGCAAAAUGUUGGUAGUUUUAAAAAAUACGACGAGAUUAAAUCGAAACGUACAAACAGUAAAAACACCCUCCAAGUGUAA
Helobdella robusta is the source of this 636-nucleotide messenger RNA. RefSeq lists its product as hypothetical. Bases 1 to 636 code for a protein of 211 amino acids. Lineage: Eukaryota; Metazoa; Annelida; Clitellata; Rhynchobdellida; Glossiphoniidae. The transcript has 3 exons. The record is from RefSeq and is a predicted model, not a curated record.